AUGCCUCAAAUGAACCCGUAUGCCUCAAAGCGGGCCCCGAAGGGUUCCUCGAAAACCAUUCGUCCAACAACCCCCGAUUCCAAUACUCGACGGCUGUCCGAGACGACCUUCAAGUCGGAACACCAAUCACAAAAGCAAAGUCAUGGCCGCGUGGGGGGCCCACUGCCGCCACAACGAAAAAGACGAGCUUCAACGUCCUCCGUUUCAAGUGUCUCCUCAGUUUCUUCCAUUGACGAUCUUGAUCUGGAGGGGUUGAGUGACGAAGUUGAUGAGUCGGACGACGACGCGGACGAUGAAGAAGAACGGCCGCGAGCCAUGGUUCAGGCAGCCCGUCGUCCAUCCACGGCCCGAAAGACGGGCCCCUCAGCUGCCAAAGGGAAGCGAAGACGACUCUCCGAUGACAAGGCGUCGGACAAUCACUUCAUUAGCGACCCAAGCGACUCGGAAGAUAGCUCAGACGAUGUCUACGCCGCAGUGGAUGACAUUUCCGACGACGAGGAGGGUGACGUGGAGAAAAUGGAAGAGCUCAUGAUCAUGGAGUCCGAGAACAAACACCGGGUCCUACCUUCUUCGGAAAUCUCGGAGAGCCAAUGGCUUGGGUCGGAAAUGUUUGGCGACUCCAUGCUGCUCCCUGCGGCCUCCUUCUUUGAUGAGGAGCAGCUCUACAGUGCCAUGGACGCAUUCGGCGAGACCGACAUGGCCAGUGAGGCCCAGGAGACCCCGGUGGCCCGCCGUGUUCACUUUGAGGAACGCUCGGAUUCAUCCUCCGACAGCGAUUCCCACUCUGACGAUGAGAUCCCUAGCGACUUUCUUCAGCAGGAUGCUCUCGACCCUCAGUUGCGUCGAAUGAUUGAGAGCGACCACAACGAUCACUACCGCAGUCAUCGACAAAGAUCAGAAGAAAUGUAUGGGGACGCCGACUAUGGCCAUGGCAACAUUUAUCAUGUCGAAUCAGACGGAACGUCCGAGGGCAGCCUCAGCGGUUAUGAGACCGACGAUGGUGACACUACAGACGAGGAUUUGCCUCCCCCCGCGACCAUCACUCAUCCCCGCUCCCUACUUCGCCGGGACUCCACCGACUCGUUGGUUGCUCCCGGCGAAGAUAAGACUAACCCCGUGCCUCGUCGACGUGGUCCAAUCAUGGGAACAUUCGUGGCCGACCCCAAUAAGCCUGUCGCACUCGUUGACUGCACUGGAAAACAUCUCGUGAUCAUUCCCGCCUACGCCUCUUCCCGCCACGACUGGCUGGAUUCCGCUGCAAACAGUAUGCCUGGGACGGCUAACAACAGCCCGCGCCAAACGACGCUGCAUUUGAUCGACGAGAGUGACACCGAUGCUUUGGCCUCUCCUAGUCACACAGAUUUCAGUCCCAUGCUGGCCUCCAGCGCCAACCUGAUGAUGACUGCUCUCGGCAACGAUCUUGCCCCCGGAGGGCAGGUCAUGGGUCCACCCGAGGCCUUCUACCCCUCUCAGGACUUUGCCAUUGACAGCUCCUUUGAGGAUGAUGAUGAAGAAGAUCCGGAAGCGGCUCUCAACGUUGAUGACUUCAUCGACUUUGGCAAUGGCUCCUCUGAUGAGGAGGACAACGAUCAGGACAAUGAUACCUUCAACGGCUUCGAUGAUGAGGCCUUUGCGUCCCCAAUGGCCAAUUCACCGAGGAACCCCACGGGCACCCCAACUCCUUCUCGGAACUCAGAGUCUGGAGGGGUCACCAGCGCUGAGCGAUUCCUCAAUCAUCUGGACAAGGGUAUUGUCACUGCCUUCCGUCGCAACCACAAUCGCUAUCAGGCGCUUCUUCGCCUGCCCCAACAUCGUGAAUUCAUGCCUGCCAACUCCCCCGCGCGUCCUGCCAGUGUCUUCCGGCACGCGCGGCACCAGGAAGUCCGUGCUCCGGCUCGGAAGCGCAAAGCGAGUGGUUAUGCAGGUGGUGAAGCUGUACGACGGAAGCUCAUGGAUGCUCAUCGCCGAAGCCAGCUUCCGUUCUGA
This is a messenger RNA of Penicillium oxalicum, 1986 nucleotides long. RefSeq lists its product as uncharacterized. The transcript is spliced from 2 exons. The record is from RefSeq and is a predicted model, not a curated record. Bases 1 to 1986 code for a protein of 661 amino acids. NCBI's taxonomy places the organism in Eukaryota, Fungi, Ascomycota, Eurotiomycetes, Eurotiales, Aspergillaceae.